AUGAAAAGUAUUUUUAGAAAAUCAGUACAAAUUUUCAAAGAUAAAAAAGAUAAAGAUGGUGUAUAUAUAAAUAAUAGUGGCGGUAAUAAUGAUGGAAAUGGUAGCAAUAAUGGUAAAUCAUCACCAUCAUCCUCUUUAUCCAAAAAAGAUAAAAAAAAUAAGCAUGGAAAUAAUAUAGCCAAUACAGAUUUUAAUAACGAAUACAAUCAAGGAUAUCAUAAUGGUAGCAUUAGUAGUAACCAUAGUGGACAAUCACCAACCCUAACACGUGAGGAUAGUAUUAGUAGUUACAAUUCUGACUCAACAACAAUAAGCGCAGCAUCGUCACCACCAAUAUUUAUACACAAUCCUAAUGCAAGAAAAGUAUUUGGUGUACCUUUAUCACAGGUACCAUGCAGACCAGGAUCAAAUGUUCCAAUUAUUAUAGAGAGAUUAGUUGAUCACAUCGAAAAGACAUCACUUACUACCGAGGGUUUAUUUCGUAUACCCGGCCGUGAAGUUACAAUUAAUCAAUAUAUAAACUUAUAUAAUAAUGGUGAAGAUGUCGAUGUUUCACCAAUCGAACCAUAUACUGCCGCCGGUUUACUCAAAAGAUUCUUUAGAGAUCUUCCUGUAUUUGUACCUCAAUCAAUUAAUAGGCGUGUAGCUUCUCUAUUUGUCUCUGAAGAUGGUAAAAAGAAACCAUUCGAUAUGGAAAUACUUGGCAAUCUUAGAAUAUUAGUACAUCAACUCCCUACUGUUCACUUUGAGGUAAUGCAGGCACUUACAGGACUCUUGGCAAAGAUUAUGAGUAAAUCUGACGAAAAUAAAAUGACAAUUUCAAAUAUAGCAAUUUGUUUAGUACCAACUUUAAAUUGUGUACCCGCCAUUGUAACCUAUCCAAUUCAAUAUUUUAAUUUCUUUUUCAACGAAAUUUUCCAAGAACAUCAUAUAUACCAUAUGAGACCUUAUCAAACCAAUCUUAUAUCAACAGCUAUAGAAGAAAGAUUAGAGCAUUUAUCACAUUUAUCCACACAACCAAUGUUAAUACCAAAUAAUAAUAAUUCAGAUGUACAAAAAAGAUAUUCAAGACCAGCUUCAAUUACAAUUUCUGGUUUAUUACCAACUCAGAAUCAAAGUCCAUCUUCUUCAACUAUAACCUCUACUACUAUAACCUCACCACAUGAUUCUACCACCCCAAUAACCUUUACUGUUACUACAACUUUUUCACCACAGGACCAACAAAAUGGCUCACCAUCACAAAUACACCAACACGCCCAACAACAACUCGAAUCAGGCAGUGGUAAUCAGCAACCAACCAAUACUUCGACCAAUGCUGCUACAACAACAAGCAAUAGGGAUCGUAGAACUUAUAAAAUUGAUCCAAAUGAAUAUGCUCAAUUUUUAGAAGAAACUCAAUAUAAUAUAAAUAAAAACUAUUUACAUGGUGGUAAUACUUCAAAUAAUCUUAGCCAAAGUAGUAGUAAUAUUUCACCAUCAACAACCAUAACAAAUAACAAUACUAAUAACAAUAAUAAUAACAACAAUAAUAUUAAUAAUAGUUAUGGUAGCAAUAGUAGUGAAACAAAUAAAUUAUAUAGAAGAAGUGUUGCAUAUACUGGUGGUAAUAUUGAAACUAAAGCAGCUAUUCAACAAAUUAAAGAAAAAAUUGAUAGAUACUCUAAAGAAAAGAAAACAAGAGAAGAUAAAGAAAGAGAAAAACUAUUACGUUAUAGUAUUGAUUUAGAAAGAUACAAAGAUAGAUAUAAUAAAGAAAAGAGAAGUAGUAGAGACAUCAACAAAGAAAUUGAAAGAGAAAUUGAAAAGAGACUUUCACCAAGAGAAAGACUUAAUUUACUUUUAGCUAGCAACAAUGGCACAAUGAAUCUCUCAUCAUCUGUAAAUUCAACAUUAAAUAGAUCAAGCAUUUCAGGCUUAUCAUCAUUAAUGAAUAGCGCCAAUAUUAAUGAUACAAGUAGUAAUAGUGGUAGUAAUAGAAGAAUGAGUAUUACCCAACAAUUACAAAUGCAGUUACAACAACUUCAACAACAACAACAAGCUUAUCAACAACAACAACAAUCCACCACACCCAUGGGUCUUAAUAACAACACAACCACAACCUCAACAACAACCAAUUCGAAUAGAUACUCGUCCAAUAGAUAUAAAGCAGUUGGUGACUUGGCCUCUUCUUCCUCAUCAUUCCGUUAUUCACGUGAAAUUUACGACGAUGAUUACUAUUCAAACAAUAACAUGAUGUUUAAUAACAAUUUCAAUGAUAAUAUGAGUUCAAUAUCUGGAUCAUCAGCAUCAGCUUUUUCACGUCAAAGAUCACAAAGCUGCUUCGAACCAGAAUCAUUAAUUCAACAACUAACACUCCAACAACAACAAUAUCAACAACAACAACAACAGCAAUCAUAUCAACAACCAUAUCAAAUGAAUCCACAAUACUCAAAUGCCUUUAUAGAACAAAAAUUAGAUCAAAUUAGAGAUACUAUCAAUAACUUGCAUAGAGAUAACAGAGUAUCAAGAGAUUACACUCAUUAUCUUAGAGAGGUCGAAGAUUUAAGAGAAACCCUUCAAAAAGAAACCGUUACUACCGAAUUCUUUGCAAACAAAAACCAAGAGCUUGAAGAUAAAUUGCGUCGUGAAGAAGAAAAGAAUAAAAGACUUGUCGAAGAAAUUCAAUUACUCGAAAGCUAUUUCGUCCUUAAGGAAAAAUCAAAACUAUCAAAACGUUUAUCAACUAGAUCAAGAUCCCCAACAUUACAUGGUUCAUUUAACCAUAAUAAUGACCCUUUAAAUAGCUCCUCCAAUUCAAUUCAUUCUUAUGUAUCAAAUAAUGUAAAUUUAAAUCAACAACAAACUUUAAAUAACCCAAAUAAUAAUUAAAAGAAAAAAAUAAUAACCAAUAUUAAUCCCCAAAUUUAAUAUUAAAAAAAGAAUUUAAUAUUUUUUUUUAAUAUUUAUAUAAUCGAAACAAUAAAAUUAAAUUUUUAAUUGAUAUUAUAUUUUUACAAAAAAAUAUAUCAAAUAUUUAAAAAAAUUUAAU
Molecule: messenger RNA, 3028 nt
Organism: Dictyostelium purpureum
Lineage: Eukaryota; Evosea; Eumycetozoa; Dictyosteliales; Dictyosteliaceae
Exons: 2
Coding region: 1-2868 (955 amino acids)
Biological process (GO): signal transduction; regulation of GTPase activity
Cellular component (GO): cytoplasm
Source: RefSeq, a predicted model, not a curated record